AAGGGGACUGGAGACAUCCCAUUUACAUCAGGGCUGGGCAGUAGUGGGUGGUGAUGACUGGUCUCUUGUGUGUAGUUUGGGGGAGAUUAGAAAGAAUUACUGAGAGCUUCCCUAAUCUUUGCUGUCGUCUUUUUUCUAGCCCCUCUCCUCUCACUGGGAGGAGGCAUUAAAGUCCAUCCCCUCCCCCAGUAUAUUGCUGGUGCGCUCAGACCACUGCUGUGUGUGGUUCCUGUCUGCGGAGCCCGUGGGGAGGGGGAGAGAGGAGGACCCUUUAAAGAGAGCACAACCCAAACACAGAGUGAGAUUGUCCGUUUCCUUUCUCUGUGUGUGUUCAUUGUCUGUUCCCCACGCCCCAUGGUGUCUCCUCUCCAGGUUUGGGGUGUGUGGUGGGGGGGUCGCUAUGUCGGAUGACGAUUCGAGGGCCAGCACCAGCUCCUCCUCAUCUUCAUCCUCCAACCAACAGACAGAGAAAGAGACAAACACGCCUAAGAAGAAGGAAAGUAAAGUCAGCAUGAGUAAAAACUCCAAACUCCUCUCCACCAGCGCCAAGAGGAUUCAGAAGGAAUUGGCGGACAUCACUUUAGAUCCACCUCCCAACUGCAGUGCAGGCCCCAAAGGUGAUAACAUCUAUGAAUGGAGGUCGACUAUUCUAGGACCUCCAGGCUCAGUAUAUGAGGGUGGAGUUUUCUUCCUUGACAUCACAUUUACACCAGAAUAUCCAUUCAAGCCUCCAAAGGUUACAUUUCGGACAAGAAUCUAUCACUGUAAUAUUAACAGCCAAGGAGUGAUUUGCCUGGACAUUUUAAAAGACAACUGGAGCCCAGCACUAACUAUUUCUAAAGUUCUUCUCUCCAUCUGCUCACUUCUCACAGAUUGCAACCCUGCUGACCCCCUGGUUGGAAGUAUUGCCACUCAGUAUAUGACAAACAGAGCAGAGCACGACAGAAUGGCCAGACAGUGGACCAAGAGAUAUGCUACAUAAAUUGGAUUUUUGUCAAACUCUUACAUUAUUUGUCUGUGAUGGAAAGAGCUGCUUAUGAUUUUGAAGGGGUGGGGGGCAGGGGUGGGUGCUGGUAAAGAGUAGGGUAUUUCUAUAACAGAUUUUAUUCAGUCUUUUAUUUCCUAAGAUUUUGUUGUUGUAACUUAAGGUAUCUUGCUACAGUAGACAGCUAGAAUUGGGAAUAGCAUAUUUUAAGACUGUCAUUAGUUCAGCAAUAUUAGCUCGCAUAUAGUACCGAGAAGAAUGUAAACUUCUUAGACAUCUUUUGGUUCAGUUGCUUAAGAUAUGUAUAAGAUUAAAACAGCUUAAUUUUGUACAGGUACAUAUGUUGACAUUUAUGUAAAAGUUCUUUCAAAACUACACUUUUUUUUUUUUUUUUUUUUGUAAAAAGAUGUGGGGAUUAUGUCCCCUCGGGAGGGCACGUUGGUAUUUAACAAAUCAUUUUAAAAGACUGUCAUCUCAUGAUAUGAUAUGGAGGAGUGAAUAUAUGGCCUCAUAUAGGAAAUGAGAAGUAGUUAAUGUAUUAUUUUAUAAGCCAAUCUACCUUUGUGAAAAGAAUAAAGGUUUUAAUCGGGACUUAUGGCAACCUGUAGUGAAAUACCUUAAGCUGUUUAAAUGUAAGGCGUGGAGUAGGAGUCACUCAGUGGAUUGGUUGUAUGUCGUGGGCUACUUAAGUCUGCAUUUGUUACUGUGCUAAUAAAAAAUGUAAAAAAA
Molecule: messenger RNA, 1714 nt
Organism: Alligator sinensis (Chinese alligator)
Lineage: Eukaryota; Metazoa; Chordata; Crocodylia; Alligatoridae
Gene: UBE2E1
Product: ubiquitin-conjugating enzyme E2 E1
Exons: 5
Coding region: 401-982 (193 amino acids)
Biological process (GO): protein polyubiquitination
Cellular component (GO): nucleus
Molecular function (GO): ubiquitin conjugating enzyme activity
Source: RefSeq, a predicted model, not a curated record